AUCAAAAUUAACUAAAGUCGCAACCAUCUAUUGUUUGUUGUGAAUAAAAGAACGAUAUUGUCUAGUCUGUUGAAAUUUUCGAAAGUAAUAGUAACUAGAACGUUUCUUUCUUGGUCAGUUUUAGUGUCUAGAUAUUAUUCGCGGCUGUAUUCAAUUAGAACUUACUGAAAUGAAACAAUAACAAUUAUUAUUUUGUAUUCAUUAUCUUCUAUAGUUCAAAUGAGCGAUGUCCAGGAAAUAUCGAUUUACUGUCAGCGACAAAGCACUAAAUGACCAACAGAGGAAAGCAUAUGAUGAAAAUGGAUACGUUUUAGUGAAAAACAUUUUCCCCCAUACAUUACUUGAUGAAUUUAGUUGUUAUUUCGACGACGUUUGUGCUGGUAAAGUUGUUACAACUUCAAGGAUGGUGAAAGAUCCUCAACUUAAGAAACUAGGAGUCACAGGAAAAAAAGCUAUUUUCAAGCUGCAAGAUUUUCUCAACGAUGACUCCUUGUUCCGAUAUACAACCUUUCAACCCUUACUGGACGUUGUCGAAAGUAUAAUUGGUCCAGAUAUUGUGGCUGUCAACUCGAUGUUGAUUAACAAACCACCAGAUACCCACCCUGAUGAUUCUAGGUAUCCAAUUCAUCAGGAUUUACAUUAUCUUCCCUUCAGACCUAUCAAUGCUACUGUAGCUUCUUGGACAGCGAUGGAGCCAAUAGGCAAAGAGCAUGGAUGCCUCUUCACAUUUCCUGGAUCGCAUAAAAAAGGGAAUCUGUAUCCGCAUGACUAUUCUCAGGGUACCUCAAAUCCUCUAUUUCAUGGAGUGAUAAGCACAAUUGAGGAUCCUAGGACGUAUGUAACCAUGGACAAAGGGGAUACAAUGUUCUUCCACCCUCUACUUUUACAUGGUUCUGGCCCCAAUAUGACAUCAGAAUCCAGAAAAGUUAUAUCCUGUCAUUUCUCAUCAACUGAUUCUUAUUUCAUAGACGUAAGAGGUACCAGUCAAGAAGGUAUAAUGAAAGAAAUGGUAGAUUAUAUGAAUGGUUGGGUUGAAGAUUAUAUGAUGAUUUGGAAACUUAAAAGUAGACAUGUUUCUGGAAAAAAAGGAUCAUUCAUGGAUUUGAAAUGUCAUUUGUGACAAUUGUUUUGGAAAUUAAUUUCGAUUCCAAAUAUAUAUUAUGAAUACAGAUCUUAAUUUUUUGUUACUUUUUCCAAUAAAACUUCUGUAUAGAUCGA
Messenger RNA from Harmonia axyridis, 1218 nucleotides. RefSeq names its product phytanoyl-CoA dioxygenase, peroxisomal-like. Gene Ontology annotation, biological process: fatty acid alpha-oxidation. Gene Ontology annotation, molecular function: phytanoyl-CoA dioxygenase activity. The record is from RefSeq and is a predicted model, not a curated record. NCBI's taxonomy places the organism in Eukaryota, Metazoa, Arthropoda, Insecta, Coleoptera, Coccinellidae. The transcript has 8 exons. The coding region runs from base 227 to 1120 and encodes 297 amino acids.